AGAACCCAUGUGACCUUUUUACCUUCACAAUCGUUUCCACAAUCGUUUCCGACUUUCGUUAAACCGUUAAACAUGGAUUCAAGACAUGUCUCCGAGAGGAGUUCCCCAGACUCUUCGCCUUGUAUCUCAUGUCCCUCUACUCCAGCAACACAUCCAGACGAAUUAUUCGAUGACGCCUCCUUCCUCUCUGACAACGAGCAAUUCGUCCUCGUCACCGGCGGUCUUGGGUUCAUUGGCAGUCACACAGUGCUCGAAUUAUUGAUCUCCGGCUAUAAUGUAAUCAUCGUCGACGACCUAAGCAACAGCUUCCACGAAGUCUUCACACGAAUCCUCACCAUCGCAAACCGUCACUUCCUCACCAUCGGCGGGCAUUGCCCAAAAGCUGAAUUCCACAACCUUUCAUACCGAGACCUAGCAUCUAUGCGCGCGCUCCUCAAAUCCCACUGCCCAUACUCUCUCCCAGGUGCUCAAAGACCCUCAAACAUCAUCGGCGUCAUCCACUUCGCCGCAUACAAAGCAGUAGAAGAGAGUAUCCAACAACCGCUAAAAUACUACCAGAACAACAUCAAUGGACUCGUCGACUUUAUGACCUUGCUGGACGAGUUUGAUAUCAAGACUUUUAUUUUCUCAUCUUCUGCGUCGGUGUAUGGGACGUUGGCUGAUGGGAUCUCUCUUCUGAGAGAGGAGCAUUGUGUACAUGAAAACUUGACAUAUCGGGAUAGCGAUGGUGUGGGAAAAUGUGCUCAACAAGGCUGCACGGGAAUAACCAAUCCAUAUGGGAGGACCAAAUUCUUUGGCGAAGCAAUACUCUCUGAUCUUGCGAAGUCAGAUCCUUCGUGGAAUAUUGUGGGACUUCGGUAUUUCAACCCCGUCGGCUGCGAUGCCUCUGGCUUGUUGGGCGAAGACCCAAAAGGUGUUCCGUCGAACUUGCUACCUGUUACUGUCAAAGUCAUGACGGGACAAAUUCCAGAAUUAGCGGUAUAUGGAGGAGACUGGGAUACGCCUGAUGGAACGACGGUGAGGGAUUUCAUCCACGUGACGGAUUUAGCACGGGGCCACAUUGCAGCAUUGGCGGCGACUAAUAAUGGGAAUAUCAAGGGAGGUUACCGUGCUUUUAAUUUGGGAACUGGGACGGGGUAUUCGGUGCUGGAGGUUGUGGCCGCUAUGGAGUCUGUUUCGCAAAGACCUGUUCCGAGGAGGGUAGUUAGUAGGAGGGCGGGCGAUGUGCAGUGCUCUGUGGCCGCAGUUGAGAGGGCGAGAAAAGAGUUGGGAUGGGAGACGAAAAAGACGUUGAGGGAUGCGUGUGAGGAUAUGUGGCAUUAUUUGAAACAUGGUGGAGAAACGGGUUGAUUGGGGAAUAGACUUGGUCCAUCACUGGAAGAAAGAUGAGAGUUUAGAAGUAUUCCGUGGUACAUAGGUGCAUGUACACGUCAACAGAAUGCGACGCCAUGAUUGACGACGAUCAUGAUUUAGAGAGGUUUUGAAAAGAAGGUCUAGGUAAUUUUUAGUAGAUGAUUGCGCUCGGGACUCGGGAGGAUGGAAACUUAGAGGAGGCAAAAUAAUAUAUGUAUAUAUAUUUACACUCAGAUAUCUCAUGAAAAUUUUAGAAUAUGAAAUCACAGUUUCCCG
Messenger RNA from Hyaloscypha bicolor E, 1629 nucleotides. RefSeq names its product UDP-glucose 4-epimerase. Gene Ontology annotation, cellular component: cytosol. The coding region runs from base 73 to 1350 and encodes 425 amino acids. NCBI's taxonomy places the organism in Eukaryota, Fungi, Ascomycota, Leotiomycetes, Helotiales, Hyaloscyphaceae. The transcript has a single exon. Gene Ontology annotation, biological process: beta-D-galactose catabolic process via UDP-galactose, Leloir pathway. Gene Ontology annotation, molecular function: UDP-glucose 4-epimerase activity. The record is from RefSeq and is a predicted model, not a curated record.